This is a messenger RNA of Phlebotomus papatasi, 958 nucleotides long. RefSeq lists its product as uncharacterized. Bases 1 to 915 code for a protein of 304 amino acids. The transcript has 2 exons. The record is from RefSeq and is a predicted model, not a curated record. NCBI's taxonomy places the organism in Eukaryota, Metazoa, Arthropoda, Insecta, Diptera, Psychodidae.
AUGGGAAAGAACACCGAUCAUUCUGAUGUGAAAAAGCGAGUAAGGAAGCACCCAGUCCGCAAAUGGGAUGACGAAUGCAUCAAGCUUAUUUUGGAGCAUUUAAAGGAGAAUAUCCCAAUCGAGAAGCCAACAGCGAGGCAAUAUUAUACGAGAUUCUGCGACCUGUACCCUGAGCUCCAGAUCGAGGAUCCAGAUUUAGUGCGUCAGAAGGUUGUGCACCUCAAGACAAAAUAUAUCCAAGUUGAGCAGUGGCGCAACGAGUCGGGGAAUGGAGUGAAAGACGGUGGAGAAACUAUCAAUGAAAUACUGAACAGGAAAUGUCCAUUCUAUACAGACUUGGAUGAGAUAUUUUCCCAGAAAAAGAGUGUACGAUUGCAGAGAAUUCUCGACAGUGGCAAUGAUGGAUCCGUCCAGCACUUUAGGGCAUUUACACAAAAAUCAGUGACCGCAAAACGUCCAACAACAACUGUGACCAACAACUCUAGCCAGAUUGAAACCGUUGCACCCCAUCGUCUUGAAAAUUUUGUCCCUGCUGAGAGUCCCGGUGAAGAUGAGGAUAUCGUAAUUUCGUUGACUGAUGUGAAUCCAGGCACAUCAAACAUGGAUGACAAUCGCCGUGAUAUCUCGACAUUCAGGAAUAAUUUAAGCAACUGUGCUGACCACUCACAACAGCUUGAUGAACCUGAUGACUCUGAAAGGAAAGCUUCAACUCAGAUGCGGGUGGAGUUCGAGAAAGAAAAGCUCGCCAUUGAGUCCAGCUUGGAAGACCGGCGACUCAGCCUCAUGGAGAUGGAUAUAAAAGCAAAGAUCGAACUUGAGAAGCGCAAGCAGGAGUUUGACGAGAGGAUCAGGUUGCAGGAACUGAAAUACAAAUAUGGCAUCACUGAAAAUAUUCCUCGAGACCUUGAUUGUUGAGCAAAACCAAAGAGUACAAAAUUUCUAUCAAGUUUUUUUUUUA